Anguilla anguilla (European eel) is the source of this 1873-nucleotide messenger RNA. RefSeq names its product trace amine-associated receptor 1-like. Lineage: Eukaryota; Metazoa; Chordata; Actinopteri; Anguilliformes; Anguillidae. Gene Ontology annotation, cellular component: membrane. The transcript has 2 exons. The coding region runs from base 78 to 1148 and encodes 356 amino acids. The record is from RefSeq and is a predicted model, not a curated record. Gene Ontology annotation, molecular function: trace-amine receptor activity. Gene Ontology annotation, biological process: adenylate cyclase-activating adrenergic receptor signaling pathway.
CUUGGGAAAGCCUUUAUGUAUUCCAGAGGAAUAGAUUAAUUUACAUCAUCGCAGUAAUUGAACUCUGAGGUGUAUCUAUGGUAAACCAUUAUACCGUAAAACAUAAAAUGAUGAAUUUCAGUCAACCUACACUGGCUGAAGAUUCAUACUUCUGUUUUGAGUACGUGAAUGGGUCUUGCCCGAAGAUCAUCUAUCCAACAGCGAUACGGAUUCCACUGUAUAUUUUCUUCACCACCAUCAUCGUUAUGACGUUGUGUGGAAAUUUUAUUGUCAUUGUUUCCAUCGCACACUUCAAACAUCUGCAGACCCCAACCAACUACCUCAUCCUCUCUCUGGCAGUGACAGACUUUCUUCUGGGAGGCUGCGUCUUGCCUCCUUACAUGGUGCGAAUAAUCGAAACAUGCUGGUACUUCGGAGAAGUUUUCUGUAAAGUCCAUAUGAGUACAGAUCUCAUGUUGUACAUCACAUCAAUGUUAACUCUUGCUUUCAUUUCCAUUGAUCGAUAUUAUGCAGUUUGCCAUCCUCUCCACUAUCGGAAUAGGAUCACCUCUUAUGCCACGGUAAUCAUGAUCCUGUUCAGUUGGAGUGUGUCUGCCUCUGUUGGGUUUGGGAUGGUAUUUCUGGAGCUGAACAUUUUGGGCAGUGAAAAUCAUUAUUAUGAAAAUGAAAAUGCUUGUGUAGGAAGCUGUGUUCUUUUUCAUGCUGAAAGGGCGUGUUCAGUGUCUUCCAUUCUCUCUUUUUACAUCCCUGGGUUCAUUAUGUUGGUCAUGUAUCAGAAAAUUUUCCACGCUGCGCAGAAGCAAGCCCGCUCUAUUCACAGCACUGCCUGUAACAACGUGCACUCUGAAAACAGCACAUCAUCAAGCCACAACGAGCGAAAGGCUACAAAGACCCUGGCAAUUGUUAUGGGGGUAUUCCUGUCAUUCUCUGCACCGUUUUUUAUGUGUAACAUAAUUAAUCCAUUAAUUAAUUAUUCCAUUCCGCCUAUGUUAAUUGAAACACUUUUCUGUAUCACCUAUUUAAACUCAACAUGUAAUCCUAUUAUUUAUGCUUUCUACUACAGUUGGUUUAGGAAAGCAUUCAAAAUGAUUAUUUUUGGCAAAAUAUUUGAAGCUCAUUCCUCAACAGCAAAAUUGUCCACAGACUGAAAGUGCCUUAAUUGAUUUAUUAUAGAUUUUUUGUUUUGUGACAUCAUCAAGUUGAAAAUUGACAAAAAGUGAUUUCAAAUAUUUGAAAUAACUUCCUCGUUUUCACUAGAAAUAGAGCAAAAUAUAUAAAGCUAGUCAAAGAAAACAUUUCUGAUAUUUACACAUCUUUUAUAUACUUUAGAGCAAUUGUUCCAAUACCUAUAGUCAUUUUAAUUAGCAGGAACAAAAUGUACUUCAGUUUAAGAAUGACUACUUUAUGAGUGUAAAAAUGAGAGAAUGACUGUCAAAAAUAAAAACAAAAAAGUGAGCAGCAGUAAUUUCAAUUUAUUUUGUACAUUUAAAAAAAAAUCAACUUAGGGUCUGUCUCAGAUCCUACAUAUGACACUGUACGUCACCGUACUCUAAGUCAGCUAAUAUGAGACUGAUCCAAAAACAUGCAUGUGAAUGUCACAGACUGUAAUUACCAAUCUUUGGCAGAUUUAUUUUGCAUCAAUAUUAUCCAGCCUGUCUCUGUGUACACCACUGCAAAGGCAGUCCUAUUCAAGGGAUAUUUUCCAUUAUAACAUAGGCCUGCCUAUGUAAUUUUGUGGAGCCUACCAGUUUGAAUACAAGCAACAUCAGGGGUCUGUCCCAGAAAACAGACUCAAGAAAUCCUAUUUAAACCGUAUCUUAAAUCUUACUGGUCAGACUAGUCAGAGUGGACAGGUUAAUAACAAAAAAAAAAA